AUGAUUCGCGCGGCGACGUGUCGCCCGCGCGCAGCCGCUGCUCGGUCUCCUCCUCCUCGCGCUCCCGAAGGCGGUCGGGCGAGUCGACGGCUUUAUGACCCGGCAGGUCGCUCCGCUCUCUGGAAGGAAGUCAUUAGUGUAGCCGAGUCCGCUUCGUUACCGAGCCAGGAUAUCCUUCCAGCUCCUCGCGCACGAAUUCCUGGCAUUUUUCUCCUCUUUUUUUUUUCCUCCCGUUUUUUUUUUUUUUUUUUUUUUUUUUUUUUGUUCCUGCGACUGUUCCUGUCUCACUUUCUCUCGAGCCUCCUCCGCGCCGCGCUUUUCUGCCGGAGUUUUUCCUUGCGGACUUGCGCGUUGAUGCAGGAAAAGUGGGAACAACAUGAUGUUAAGGAAGACGAGGCGUUUAGUGCGAUAAGUGGACUUCGGGGCUGCGCUGCUACCGUGUGGUUAUUUAUCACUGAUAUAUAGAUACGUAAGUGAGGGGAAAAGAACUCUUCUCCUGUCUGAGGUGGCUUCUAAAACUUGUGUUGUGCUUCCAGACAGACAGUCCCACUUUUUGGGUCUUGUAAUAAAAGAUAGAAAGAAAAAAACUGUUUCGCUGGCACUCUUUUUCGGUGUCUGGGACAUUCCGGGGACUGAAAGUUCCCGAACACUUGUGUGUAAUGACGCUCCGAGCGGAGAGUAAAUGCGGAGCCUCCGCGGCGCAGUUGGGAGCCGCGCGCUGAACGCAGCGGAUCGCCAGCCCGCCAAGCCCUCGCGACAGUGAGUGAUCGCGCGCCGGCCGGGCCGCUCGCUCCGCGCCCGCCUUGUCCCGCCGCUCGCCGCUCCGCUGUCCCCGCGCGUUCUUGGAUUAAGCCGGACGGAGCCCGCCGCCGCCUCCCGGUUCGGUUCCCGAAUCCCGGAGCCUCUCCGCCGCGGGGAGGAGGGGAGUGCUGGGUGGGAGCGAGUGGGGAACGACAUGCUGCGGGAUGGAGCCCAGUGCCCAGACGCUAUGAGUAUGACUCGCACCCGCGACUCCACCGGAGCCCCGCUCUCCGCGCACGCAGUGUGUCGAUGCUGAACAAUUCUGCUUUUCAAAUAUGAUGAAAUGGCAGCCCCGGAAGAAGGCAUACUUCCGACAGGGUGUUGCCCUUCAGUACCUGGGGCGCCAUGCCGACGCGCUGGCUGCCUUCGCCUCCGGUCUGGCCCAGGACCCCAAGAGCCUGCAGCUGCUGGUGGGCAUGGUGGAGGCUGCCAUGAAGUCCCCUCUGAGAGAGUCCCUGGAGCCUACCUACCAGCAGCUGCAGAAAAUGAAGCUGGACAAGAGCCCCUUUGUGGUGGUGUCAGUCAUUGGCCAGGAGCUGCUGUCCGCCGGCCACCAGGGGGCGUCCGUGGUGGUGCUGGAGGCCGCGCUCAAGAUCGGCACCUGCAGCCUCAAGCUGCGCGGCUCGGUGUUCUCCGCGCUGAGCUCUGCCUACUGGUCACUGGGAAACACAGAGAAGAGCACCAGUUACAUGCAGCACGAUUUAGAGGUGGCGAAGACCUUAGGUGACCAAACGGGCGAAUGCCGGGCUCAUGGCAACCUGGGCUCGGCAUUCUUCUCCAAGGGGAACUACCGCGAGGCCCUGACCAACCACAGGCACCAGCUGGUGCUGGCCAUGAAGCUGAAGGACCGAGAGGCGGCCUCCUCCGCUCUGUGCAGUCUGGGCCACGUCUACACAGCCAUCGGAGACUACCCCAAUGCCCUGGCAAGCCACAAGCAAUGUGUGCUGCUGGCUCGCCAGUCUAAGGACCAGCUGUCAGAGGCUCGUGAACUGGGCAACAUGGGCGCCGUCUACAUCGCCAUGGGUGACUUCGACAAUGCCGUGCAAUGCCACGAGCAGCACCUGGGCAUCGCCAAGGCCUUGGGGGACCAGCGCGAGGAGGCACGUGCCUACAGCAACCUGGGCAGCGCUCACCACUAUCGCCGUAACUUUGACAAGGCCGUGUCCUACCACACCCGCGUGCUGGAGCUGGCCCAGGCUCUGGGCGAGAAGGCCAUCGAGAUGCGGGCCUACGCUGGACUAGGCCAUGCCGCACGCUGCAUGCAGGACCUGGAACGGGCUCGGCAGCACCACGAGCAGCAGCUGGCCAUCGCCCAGGAGCUCAAGGAUCGUGCUGCAGAGGGCAGAGCCUCUUCCAAUCUGGGUAUUAUCCACCAGAUGAAGGGAGACUAUGAGACUGCACUGAAACUCCACAAAGCUCACCUGUCUAUUGCUCAGGAGCUCAGCGACUACGCAGCGCAGGGUCGAGCCUAUGGCAAUAUGGGCAAUGCCUACAGUGCCCUGGGUGCUUUCGACCAGGCUGUGCGUUACCAUCGGCAGGAGCUGCAGAUCUCUAUGGAGGUCAAUGACCGUGCCUCACAAGCCUCCACCCACGGGAACCUUGCGGUGGCCUACCAAGCCCUGGGUGCUCACGAUCGUGCACUGCAGCACUACCAGAACCACCUGAACAUUGCUCGAGAGCUACGGGAUAUGCAGAGUGAGGCACGGGCACUGGGCAACCUAGGAAACUUCCACUGCUCCCGGGGUGAGUUCCCCCAGGCUGUGCCCUACUAUGAGCAGUACCUGCGUCUCUCUCCAGACCUCCAGGACAUGGAGAGCGAGGGCAAGGUGUGUCACAACCUGGGCUAUGCUCAUUACUGCCUGGGCAACUUCCAGGAGGCUGUCAAGUACUAUGAGCAGGACCUGGCCCUUGCUAAGGACCUGCAUGACAAGCUGAGCCAGGCUAAGGCCUAUUGCAACUUGGGCCUGGCCUUCAAGGCACUGGGUGACUUUGGCAAAGCUGAAGAGUGCCAGAAAUACCUGCUUUCUUUGGCGCAGUCGCUCGACAACCCACAGGCCCGCUUCCGAGCCCUUGGGAACUUGGGCGACAUCUUUGUUUGCAAAAAGGAUGUGGUUGGAGCCAUCCGAUUCUAUGAGCAGCAGCUGGCCCUGGCACACCAAGUCGGGGAACGAAAGAUGGAGGCCAGUGCCUACGGAGCCUUGGGAGCUGCUCAUCGGUUGCUGCCCAAACAUGACAAGGCCCUAGGCUAUCACACCCAGGAGCUGGAGGUAUACCAGGAGCUGGGGGAUGCCCAAGGAGAGUGCCAGGCCCACGGGCAUCUGGCAGCAGUCUACAUGUCUUUAGGUAAAUUCACCAUGGCCUUCAAGUGCUAUGAAGAGCAGCUGGAGCUAGCCCAGAGGCUGAGAGAUCCAAGUGUGGAGGCCCGAGUGUAUGGCAACAUGGGCAUCACCAAAAUGAACAUGAAUGCCGUCGAGGAGGCCAUUGGCUACUUCGAGCAGCAGCUGGCCCUGCUGCAGCAACUGAGUGCCAAUGAGGCCAUGCUGGACCGCGGUCGUGCCUACGGUAACCUGGGAGACUGCUACGAAGCACUAGGUGACUAUGAGGAGGCCAUUAAGUACUACGACCAGUACUUGUCUGUGGCCCAGAGUCUGAACCGCAUGCAGGAGCAGGAGAAAGCCUACCGUGGCCUGGGGAACGGACACAGGGCCAUGGGCAACUUGCAGCAGGCACUGGUGUGCUUUGAGAAGCGACUCGUGGUCGCUCACGAGCUGGGCGAGUGUGCGGGCAAGGCGCAGGCGUACGGGGAAUUGGGAAGCCUGCACAGCCAGCUGGGCAACUACGAGCAGGCUGUCUCGUGCCUGGAGCGGCAGCUGGGCAUCGCGCGUGAGACAAGUGACCGGACCCUGGAAGGAGAGGCCAGCAGCGGUCUGGGCACCGUGCACCAGCUCACGGGCGAGCACGAGGCAGCGCUGCGGCACCACCGCCGUGACCUGGAGAUCGCCGAGGAGACGGGCAAUGCCGGCGCUCAGGGACGCGCCUACGGCAACCUGGGCCUCACCUACGAGUCACUGGGAGAUUUCGAACGUGCUGUGGUGUACCAGGAACAGCAUCUGAGCAUCGCUGCGGAGAUGAACGACCUGGUAGCCAAGACACUAGCCUACAGCAGCCUGGGCCGUACCCAUCAUGCCUUGCAGAACUACUCACAGGCUGUCAUGUACCUGCAGGAAGGUUUGCGCCUGGCGGAGCAACUCGGCCGGCGGGAGGACGAAGCGAAGGUUCGACACAGGCUGGGUCUUUCGCUCUGGGCCAGCGGGAACCUGGAGGAAGCCCAGCACCAGCUCUAUCGGGCGUCCGCUCUCUUCGAGACCAUCCGCCACGAGGCCCAGCACAGCACGGACUACAAGCUCUCGCUCUUCGACCUGCAGACCUCGUCCUACCAGGCGCUGCAGAGAGUCCUCGUUAGCCUCGGUCACCACGACGAAGCCCUGGCCGUGGCGGAGCGGGGCCGCACCCGCGCCUUUGCCGAUCUGCUGGUGGAGCGUCAGACUGGCCAGCAGGAUGCCGACCCCUACAGCCCGGUGACGGUGGAGCACAUCCUGGACACGGUGAACGGGCAGCGCGCCCUGGUGCUCUACUUCUCGCUGGCCGCUGGCUACCUGUACAGUUGGCUGCUAGCUCCGGGCUCAGGUAUCCUCAAGUUCCACGAGGUGUAUCUGGGUGAGGGAGUGUCCGACGGCGGCGAGUCGGAGUUCCAGGAGGGUGGCGCCGGCGGUCUGCAGGGGAGCGGGAGCGGUGGGGGCUCCUCCCUGGAACAGUAUAUCGCCAGCGCCCGGGAGGCCCUGGGCGUGGACUCCUACUACAGCCGGGGUGGCUCCAGCAGCGAGACGGAGAGCGAGGCCGGAGACCUUCUGGACCAGCAGUUCGAGGAGCUCAACAACAAGCUCAACUCCGUGACGGAUCCCACGGGCUUCCUGCGCAUGGUGUCCAGAAACAACCUCUUCAACAGGAGCUGCCAGAGCAUGACGAGCCUGUUCAGCAGCACCAUGUCCCCGGGGAGGGAGCCGAGCUCUUCGCUGCCACGGCGAGGCCAGAGCAAACCGCCACUGCGUGCUCUCUAUGACCUGCUCAUUGCGCCCAUGGAAGGGGGGCUGAUGCACUCGAGCGGACCGGUGGGUCGCCACAGGCAGCUAGUGCUGGUCCUGGAGGGCGAGCUGUACCUCGUACCCUUUGCCCUGCUCAAGGGCAGCUCCUCCAACGAGUACCUGUACGAACGCUUCAGCCUCAUCGCUGUGCCGUCCGUGGGCAGCCUCUCAUCCAGCGCGAGAGCACAUUCUCGGCGGGCGGGGCCGAGUCUCUGCAGGGGGGUGUCCACGGCUGCGGUGGUGGGCAACCCCCAGCUCCCCCCCUCCGUGAUGGACCGCUGGCUGUGGGGGCCCAUGCCCUCAGCCGAAGAGGAGGUCCACGCCGUGUCCGAGCUGCUGGGCUGCCAGCCGCUGGUGGGCCCCGCCGCCACCAAGGAGCGUGUGAUGAACGCCCUCAGCCAGGCUGAGUGCGCCCACUUCGCCACUCACAUCUCCUGGAAACUGGCCGCCCUGGUGCUCACCCCCAAUCAGGAGGGGGCAGGGGUAGGAGCUGGGAGCGGACCUGGAGGAGCUGCCACCGGGGGCAAGGCCUACACUAUUCCGGAGAGCCUGCGGGUGCCGGACGACGCCAGCGAUGCAGAGAGCAUUUGUGACAGCCCUCCCUUGCAGGAGUUCCUGCUGACUGCUGCCGACAUCCUGGACCUCCGGCUGUCCGUCAAGCUGGUUGUUCUCGGGUCGUACCAGGAGUCAGACAGCAAGGUGACGGCGGACGGCAUGGUGGGUCUGACACGGGCCUUCCUGGCAGCCGGGGUGCAGUGUGUGUUGGUGUCGCUGUGGCCUGUGCCAGUGGCUGCCUCCAAGGUGCUGGUGCACACCUUCUACACUGCCCUGCUCAACGGCACCAAGGCCAGUACUGCGCUCGCCGAUGCCAUGAAGACCGUGCAGAGCAGCAAACAGUUCUCCCACCCUUCGAACUGGGCUGGCUUUGUGCUGAUUGGUAGCGACGUGAAGCUCAACAGCCCUUCGUCUGUAAUUGGUCAAGCCCUAGCGGAGAUCUUGCAGUACCCAGACAGGGCCCGAGACGCCUUAAGGGUCCUGCUCCACCUGGUUGAGAAGUCCCUCCAGCGCAUCCAAAGUGGCCAGCGUAACUCCAUGUACACAUCCCAGCAGAGCGUGGAGAACAAAGUGGGCGGUGUGCCCGGUUGGCAGGCACUGCUCACGGCCGUCGGCUUCCGACUCGACUCGGCCGGCACCGGACUCCCUGCUGCCGUCUUCUUCCCCACGGCAGACCCCGGGGACCGGCUGCAGCAGUGCAGCACCACCCUGCAGUCCUUGCUCGGAUUGCCGCCUCCUGCGCUUCAGGCCCUGUGCAAACUCAUUACGGCAUCUGAGACGGGGGAGCAACUCAUCAACAGGGCGGUUAAAAACAUGGUGGGCAUGCUCCACCAGGUGUUAGUCCAGCUGCAGACAGGAGAGAAGGAGCAGGAUUUCUGCUCAGCACCCAUCCAGGUGUCAAUCAGCGUCCAGCUGUGGAGGCUGCCCGGCUGCCACGAGUUCCUUGCUGCAUUGGGGUUUGACCUGUGUGAAGUGGGCCAGGAGGAGGUGGUCCUGAAGACUGGCAAGCAGGCCAAUCGCCGCACCAUGCAUUUUGCCCUGCAGUCCUUGCUAGCGCUCUUUGAUUCCACCGAGGUGCCCAAACGCCUCAGCCUGGACAGCUCUUCCUCACUGGAGUCCCUGGCCUCAGCUCAGUCUGUCUCUAACCAGCUACCCCUGGGAUACCCCAACCCACCCUUCUCCCCACCCUGCCCUGACAGCCUGGCCUCCGAUGCCAUCUCUGUCUAUAGCUUGAGUUCUGUGGCCUCAUCCCUGAGUUUUGUGUCCAAAUCAGAGAGUGCCAGCGACUUUCUGGCCCAGCGCUCCCGGCAGCAGGAGCUGGAACGACACCGUGGCUGGGCAGGACACUUUAGUUCACUCAGGCACACAGGUGUCCCGCGCAGUCGCUCCUCCCCGCAUGAGGGCCGUGAAGAGGAUGAGUACCAGGGUUUCUCCAUCAUCAGCAGCGAACCGCUGGGCGGCCACUGCGACACCCUGCCCCUUCCAGCAAAGCACCGGCAGUCCCGUGGCCGGGGGGCUGGCCGGGGCGGCGAGCACCGCUACGGGGCUUCCGUCUCCUCACGGGGCAGCAUGAGCACACCCACUUCACCCAUCAAGACUGCACUGGUGCCAAGUCCUAGCUCACCUUUCCAGAAGGUGGGCAAAGUGAACAGCUCAGACACAGGUGAGUCGGAUCAGUCCAGCACAGAGACGGACAGCACGGUCAAAUCCCAAGAGGAGAAGACAGCAGGGGCCCCGCUAGACCCCCAAGAGCUGGCAAAGAAGAUUCUGGAAGAGACGCAGAGUCACCUGCAGGCAGUGGAAAACCUCCAAAGGACGAGUGGGCUGGCCAGCGAGGGUAAUGCCCUCAGAGCUGGACAUACCCCGAGCCCCACCGGAGCCUCUGCCUUUCGUUCCUCAGAGACCAGUGCCUUCAGUCGGCCAAACAGUGGCACCGGCACAAAGGCCCAGUCGCCCACAUUCCCCAGCCGCCCUAAGCCUCCGUCCCGCACCUCCUCCCUUCAGAAGGUAAGCUCGGGCUACAGCAGCCCCGCCACCUCGGACACGUCCCUGAAGGAGGGUGGUCAUUCCUCCCCCACGUUGGAUACCCAGGCCCAGUUCAAGCUCAAGUACCCCAGCUCUCCCUACAGUGGCCACAUCUCACGCUCCCCCAGCAACAUUUCGCCUAGCUCUGGCCAUCAGUCGCCUGGCGGUAGCGCUCCUUCUCCGGCCCUCUCCUACUCUUCCACGGGCUCCACCCGAUCCAGCCCGGCCAAUGCCCCUGACCUCGAUCGGCUCAAGCUGGCUGCCAUUGAUGAGAAGGUGCAGGCCAUUCACAACCUGAAGACCUUCUGGGCCAGCACCGGCCAUCAACAGGGCCAGCACUCGGGUCCUGUUCGGGCCUUCCGUACCGGAGGCGCAGCUGUGGGUGCAGCCAGGAGGGACGUCCUUGGCCUCCUCAACCUUUCCCCACGCCACAACAAGCCGGGCAGGGCAGCCGACAGCAUGGAGCUACAGCAGCUGGGCCUGCAGUCACUCGAGAGAAGCUCAAAAAACCCACCUAACGGUCACCACAUGACCGACCCCAGGAACACAACUGCCUCACCUGCCACUUCCAUCAGAAGCAGCCCCGGAGCCUGCCCCAUCAGGCUGCCUGCGGGGAACGGGUAUAAAUUCCUGUCACCCGGAAGAUUCUUCCCCUCAUCCAAAUGCUGAGACUUUUAACAACCUUUUUUUUUUUUUAAACACCCAGUUUGGAUGGUUUUCCUACCUUCUGGUUCCGAGUGGUACAGUUAACAGUUGGCUGUUACCUUUCAGUUGAGCGUUCUCACCGGUCAUUUUUUGAAAUGCUGAAAAAGACACUUCUGGCCUGUGCUUAUUGACUAAGGAAGAGUUGAUGUUAAUGUUUUGUCGUUGAAUUGUUCAGAUGGACAGGGGAGCACUUGAUCCCUAAGCCUCCAUUCACACUGUAAAGAGUGAGAGAUUGAAAACCUGACGUUGUUAGUGUCAGGAAAACUUCUGAUGCCAAACAGUAUUUCCUCUGGGAAAAAAAAACUUGCUGUUUGUGUAAUAGAAGAAGAUGCAGCUUGGACUGUUUUGUUUAAUUUUAUUUGAUUUUGCUUUAAUAUAAUUAUUGUUAUUAUUGAUUGUUAUUGUAUUAUUAUAGUUAUUGUUUUGUAAAUUAAAUCCAGUGUUUUGCAAUCAGUAUUAAACUUUUUUAUAAUAGGGGAAAAAAAAACAAACAGAACCAUGUAAAAAUGAAAAAUAUUUCAUAUUUUUAUUGAAAUUGAGGAAAAAAAGGCACUUGGCCAGAAAUCUUUGUGAAUUGAGUGUCAUUAAAGCAUGGAUUAUCUUACUAUUCUAUGUUUCAAUGUCUUUCUAG
Scleropages formosus (Asian bonytongue) is the source of this 8859-nucleotide messenger RNA. RefSeq names its product tetratricopeptide repeat domain 28 (gene ttc28). NCBI's taxonomy places the organism in Eukaryota, Metazoa, Chordata, Actinopteri, Osteoglossiformes, Osteoglossidae. The coding region runs from base 1077 to 8192 and encodes 2371 amino acids. The record is from RefSeq and is a predicted model, not a curated record. The transcript is spliced from 23 exons. Gene Ontology annotation, molecular function: protein binding.